Molecule: messenger RNA, 858 nt
Organism: Oryzias melastigma (Indian medaka)
Lineage: Eukaryota; Metazoa; Chordata; Actinopteri; Beloniformes; Adrianichthyidae
Gene: pole4
Product: polymerase (DNA-directed), epsilon 4, accessory subunit
Exons: 4
Coding region: 307-693 (128 amino acids)
Cellular component (GO): nucleus; epsilon DNA polymerase complex
Molecular function (GO): protein heterodimerization activity
Source: RefSeq, a predicted model, not a curated record
CUGAGUAAUCGAGUUGUUGUCAGUUGGGCGGUGACAUUAUUUGAUUGGCGUUCACAUUUGAUCAAUCAUUCGACUUUGUUUAACAACUGUCCAAUCAUCGACUGGAACAGCUUGGCGGUACAGAAGUGAACUGACCAAUAGGGAUGCGCUGUUGCCGCUAUACCGGAAGCACAUGCUGGCGCGCUGCAGUUCGUCUUCGUUGUUGUUUUUAUCUUUGACAUGAAGUUAGAAGGCUUAAAGAAUCGUUGCGGGUCUGUUUUUUGAUCUUUUUUUGUUUUUGUUUUUUGCGGGAAACCCUCCCGUUUAAUGGCAGCAGCGGCGGUGGCAGCGCUCGUCUCCUCCACGGAGCAGGAACCUGACAGGUGCGGGAGUGAGGAGGAGAACCGCGGAGUCGAAGCAGGGGACGGCGGCCAGCAGCCGGCAGGCCCCGCCGCGCCCGGCUGCAGCCGCCUGUCCAAACUCCCGCUGGCCCGCAUCAAAGCGCUGAUGAAAUCCGACCCGGACGUGUCCCUCGCCAGCCAAGAGUCGGUGUUUAUCAUCGCUAAAGCCACGGAGUUAUUCGUUGAGAUGAUCGCCAAAGAUGCUCUGGUGUACGCUCAGCAAGGGAAGAGGAAAACUCUGCAAAGGAAAGAUCUGGACAACGCGAUAGAGGCCAUCGACGAGUUUGCAUUUCUUGAAGGCACUCUGGACUAGAGACUACAACCAACUCUGUUCACAUGUUUCACUGCAGACUCCAGUCUCCUUCUGGUUUAUUUUUACGUGGAACUCAGAAGAUUCUUCAUCUUUAAGGACUCAUACAUGUACACUGUUUUGUAAAUAUUUUUGCAAAAUUCAAUUAAAUAAAUGUGUUGGAAACAA